AACAGAAAAGAUAAGGAUUUCUCAAGCAAAAGGUCCCUCCGUUUUUUUUGGUGUCACUCCUAUUCAUUCUGAUCGGUUCCCAAACUGGUUUAGGGGGCACUAUGAUAAACUUCAGCUAGAAAGCUUUUAUCUUUCUGUUCUCAUUAGUGCCCUUCUGCUGUGCCUGAUUACAUUGAAGGGGACAGAAUGGAAAUCAGCACCACUCAAAAUUGUAUUAUGUGGUUCUUUAGGGAUAAAGGUUUUGAUGAUAAGAGUAUCCAUGAAAUGUUCAAAAAGUGCAGGCGUCUGGAGGGUUUGCAAAGAGAAAGGGCCUCUGAAAACUGGGCUUACUUGAAAAGCAUUGGCAUUCAAGAGAGAAAAUUACCUUCUGUUGUAUCAAAAUGUCCCAAAAUCCUUACUUUAGGUCUACAUGAGAAGCUUGUUCCCACUGUUGAAUGCCUUAAAACCCUUGGUACAAAGCCUCGUGAAGUUGCUUCUGCUAUUGCUAAAUUCCCUCACAUACUGUCCCAUAGUGUGGAAGAGAAGCUAUGUCCUCUUUUGGCUUUCUUUCAGGCGCUGGGUAUUCCUGAAAAGCAGCUCGGGAAGAUGAUUUUGCUCAACCCAAGGCUUAUCAGUUAUAGCAUAGAGACAAAGCUUGCUGAGAUUGUGGAAUUUCUUGCUAGUCUUGGCCUUGCCAGAGAUGGGAUGAUUGGCAAAGUUCUGGUAAAAAAUCCCUACAUUAUGGGUUAUAAUGUCAAUAAACGGCUGCGUCCAACUGCAGAGUUUCUGAAAUCAAUAGGUCUUACAGAGUUGGGUCUUCAGACAGUGGCAAUGAACUUCCCUGAAGUUUUGUGUAGGGAUGUGGAUAAGAUUCUAAGACCCAAUUUUUAUUAUCUACAAAGAUGUGGGUUCAAUGAUGGUCAAAUAGCAACUUUAGUGACUGGUUAUCCCCCUAUUCUUAUUAAGAGUAUCCAAAACUCUUUAGAGCCGAGAAUCAGGUUUUUGGUAGAGGUAAUGGGCAGACGGAUUGAUGAAGUUACCAAUUUUCCUUACUUUUUCCGGUAUGGUUUGAAGAAAAGAUUGGAGCAGCGGCACAGACUUUUGAAGCACCAGAAACUUGAUUGCAGCUUGAGUGAAAUGCUGGACUGUAAUCAGAAGAAGUUCCAAAUGAAGUUUGGUUUAGUUUGAAGUACAAGCUGAAGACCAAAGAGAUGUAGCUGAUUCAAGCAGCAGUUUUUAUGCUAAUCUUUUCACAUUUA
Messenger RNA from Ziziphus jujuba (common jujube), 1238 nucleotides. RefSeq names its product transcription termination factor MTERF6, chloroplastic/mitochondrial. The transcript is spliced from 3 exons. Gene Ontology annotation, biological process: chloroplast organization; regulation of DNA-templated transcription. Lineage: Eukaryota; Viridiplantae; Streptophyta; Magnoliopsida; Rosales; Rhamnaceae. Gene Ontology annotation, molecular function: double-stranded DNA binding. Bases 187 to 1167 code for a protein of 326 amino acids. Gene Ontology annotation, cellular component: chloroplast. The record is from RefSeq and is a predicted model, not a curated record.